AUGGAUAGGGACCAGGCUACGUCUGCAUCGGCAUCUGUCAACCAAAAGGCUCCUGCGGAUUCCCAUCAGCAAGACGAAGGAAGAGACGACCCGGAUCGAAAGAGAAACAAUAUUCGCAAAAGAACAAAAACCGGAUGCUUGAUCAUCUUCAAGCACCCGAUGGGCGCAAUACAGGAAGGUCCCUAUGGCCCUGCUUACUAUCCUCCCGGAUCUGCGCAUCCUGGUUACUUACAGCCAAAGCCGUCUUCUCAAGGACCAUUGCCAAUGAUUGCUCCUAAACCACCAUCGUUCGGCUACAAUGGACACCAACCAGCACCUUAUGGGCACUAUGCUCAUGGGCAAGGAGCUAUGCAACCAGGACCAAAUCCAUACGACUUCAACGCUGGAUCAGCUUCCCAUCCUUGUAACCAAGCCAACGGGAUGACGCCUCCUGAACCGCCAAUACAUUAUAAUAGGCCACCGCCAGAUCCACGAGAUCAGUAUGGCAUGCUUCCUUUCAAUGGGCAAUACGGUCCACCUUACCCAAUUGUUGUCCAGGCAGAGCCCCUGCCCGUCAAAAAGGGAAGUAUGGACACGAACCAAACAGAACCCGCCCCUAGCAUCGAGUACGAAGACCUUGAUAUACCAGAGGACGAUGCCUCAAUGGGCGAAUCAGAUGAUGAAACACAUGAUCCUCGACAGGUUCUGGGACCUGUAAUGAAGCAGUUUAAUGGAACAUGGGAUACGAACGGCACGAGAGUUAGGACCUUUUCGACGUUUGCCCAGUGCAAUAUUCUGUCUGAUUACACAGCUACGGCCAGAAUAACAGAACUCAAGGACCCUGCGAUGUUGCAGAUCUUUAUGCAUUUCAUCCAAGUCACAGGCCCAAGCAUGUCACUAUACGAAAGACAUCCUUUCGAUCAUACUGGCGAGAAUUCCUUUGACCCUACCCCGAAAGGCGCUAACAACUUAUGGAGUUAUACCUUCCCUGUCAUAUCCUUGAACCAUCCUGCAUUGCUUCACUCCAUGCUUGCUUUGGGUGCCUUGCAAAUAGCCAAGUUACAAAACAUCCCGGCUACAGCCGCCAUGAAACACUACCACUUGGCGAUUCGAAGAAUUGCUAGGAACGUGAACACACCCCUGAGACGAACGCAGCCUGCAACCAUAGCUGCGACACUAUUAUUGUCAUACUUCGAGGUUUGGUCGUCGGACCAUACCAAGUGGUGCAACCAUCUUCUAGGAGCUCGGAUUUUGUUCAGCGAAAUACCUCUAAGGGAGAUGUCAAGGAAGUUCUUGCCAGUCAAACGCUUCAAGCAGGCAGAAAAGGAUGCACAAAACCAGAACCAGAUGGACAGCUUCUUCCCUGGUUUGAGCAUACCGUCUCAGAGCGAACUCAACGAUCACGACUACGAACUGUUGCAAACAAUAUCAGGUCAGAACAUCACAGCGGAAGACUAUGGGCUUGGGAAAAAUCAAGGAAUCGAUCCAUCCAGUCCGGUAACAGAUAGAGACAUCGAGCAUUACGAGAACGUACGAGAUCUGUUCUGGUGGUACUGCAAAAUGGACGUUUACCAAAGCAUGCUGGCUGGUACUAGACUAUUCAUGAACUACGAAUCUUGGUCUCAGUGCCCACCUCGAGCACCAAUAUCGAAACUUGAAGCCAUCUAUGGCUCAUAUGAUCAUUUGAUGCUGUUACUUGGCAGACUUGCAGAUUUCUCUUCCAAAGAUAUUCCGCGAAAGAAACGUGCGGGUCAAGCUAGAGGCCCUCCCCCAGGAGCCGCCGGAAGUUCACCACCGCCGUUUAACGGUAUUCUUCCCACAGAUGGCAAGUUCCAGGUUCCAAGGGGUUUCACACCGCCAAAAGAGACAUCACCCCAGAGCGACUCUACAGAAGACAGUGAUUUGGACGAGAGUUACCACAUAGCUCUAGAAGAGUGGGAGUCCAUCAAGCGAGGAUUCGAAGCAUACGAGAGCAAACUGGGUCCGGAAUUUCAACCACUUAAGCCCGAGUUCUCAGACAAGCGAGACUCGCCGUUCGGAAUGACCAUGCAGUAUCGAACGUUCUCUGUGGCAGGAAUCUGGAUGAACUUCUAUAUGGGCAUGAUCAAUCUCAUGCGAUGCCACCCCUCCAUGCCUCCUGCAGCCAUGCAGGCAGCAGGUAUGGCAGCACCUCAGACAGGUCCUUACUCAAACAAGCUGGGACGAAUAGCAGCUGGUUUGUCAGAAGAUGUUUCGCAGGCUACAGAGAUUACCACCCUUGUCAGUGCUGCAUUUAUCGAGAGCUGCUUCUGCCUCUUUGUGGCAGCGAUCGAGUAUCGAGACGAGCAACAACGACAUUGGGUGAUAAGGCACCUGCGCGACAUUACCAGAUUAACUGGAUGGCAAUCAGCAGAACGCAUCGCUACAGGAUGCGAGUCGUCUUGGAUGAAGGCUGCGCAACUCGGCCGUGGACCUCCUUAUGUUAGGGCCGCUGAGACCGAGCCAGUACCUGUCGCCAGAUGGCAGGCUCCCCGGCAAAUCGACCGCUUUAUUCAAGAAGCCGAUACUGGCGAAAUCCGACGGCAGAUUCACGUACCCAAGGUCGAGCGAGCCCAGUUUGCGUUGGGUCUGCUCAGUGUGGAACGUGAUUUUGAGGCUCUCGAUCUCCAAGAUGACAACUAG
This is a messenger RNA of Fusarium coffeatum, 2640 nucleotides long. RefSeq lists its product as uncharacterized. Gene Ontology annotation, molecular function: transcription cis-regulatory region binding; DNA-binding transcription factor activity. The record is from RefSeq and is a predicted model, not a curated record. The transcript is spliced from 6 exons. NCBI's taxonomy places the organism in Eukaryota, Fungi, Ascomycota, Sordariomycetes, Hypocreales, Nectriaceae. Bases 1 to 2640 code for a protein of 879 amino acids. Gene Ontology annotation, biological process: positive regulation of transcription by RNA polymerase II. Gene Ontology annotation, cellular component: nucleus.